AUGGCGGCGGCGAUGAGAUUCGGCGGUGGCGCUUUGCUCCGGCGAGCGCCCGUGGCGGCGGCAAGGGUGCGGCUCGCCCACACCAAGCCCUGCAGCCCGGAGGAGAUGAGGGACGCCGCGGCCCGCGUGGCGGAGAUCGACAAGGCCAAAGAGGAGCUGUUCGACAAGGUGCAUGGCAUGGUUACCACCUACGAUGUCCCGCGCAGGAUGAGUCGCGAGUACAUGCUUCUCAUGCAGCGCCUCUCCUCCCAAAUCAACCCUAGACCCCAAGACCCAAUCUGGCGUUUUUGUCGACGCCACGAAAGACGCAAUACUUACUACAAGUUUUUGGGGGCAUGUACGAAUGGCCUUUUGACUGGAGUUGGCAUCGGCUUGCUCGUGUUUGUUCCACCAAAAAAGUCUGUCGCGGACUGGUGGAACAAAGUUACUAGUUGA
This is a messenger RNA of Triticum turgidum subsp. durum (durum wheat), 435 nucleotides long. NCBI's taxonomy places the organism in Eukaryota, Viridiplantae, Streptophyta, Magnoliopsida, Poales, Poaceae. The record is from the annotation of a GenBank genome assembly.